CACGCAAUCACUACCUGGCGCAAGUCGUACCGAGCAAACACUGCCAGUUCAGAUUUAUUUCUUCGGAUAGAACGGCGGCUGGAUAUCUGAAAAUGCCGUCAACAAAGCCUUUUCUACUCGCUUUCCUUCUCUAUCUAGGGCUAGCAGCAAUUUGCUUUCAGCAGUCUCUAGCGAUGACUCCGGAGAUGCUGCGAAAUUCCAUGGCUCACCGAGUUCAGGAGAUGAAUUUACGUACGACGGCAGAAACACUGAAUAUCACCAAAGUCUCUGCGCAGUGCAAUGCGUCUUUCUCUGCUCUACUGAACGGCAACUCGACUAAAAUACUGCUGAGAUAUGCGGACGCAGCUGGAAAACCUGCAUCCGGGAUCAUGGCUGGCGCGUUGGCGUGGAUUGGUUCGUAUGAUGAGUGCCUCAGUAUCCCGGAUGCUCACUAUUGCUUGGCAAACCUAGCUCCUAAUAUGAGCGGCGCGGCGGCAGCCAAUCCGUUUGGAGCAGAACUGAAGUGGGGCCUUUGUGUGCCCAAGGGGUGCAGUGCUGACGAUGUAAGGAUUGGACUGUUCGACAUUAUCCAAGCCUUGGGACUAGAGAAAACCAUCCGCUUGGCUCCGGAUAUAGCCACGAUAACACAGUCAGAUGCAAGGACCGUGCAUUGCGCUAAGCCCACCGAGUAUACAACAGGGGUUAUCGUCACACUUACCAUCUGUGGUGCUGUCCUGUUCCUCUGUUUCGUUGGAUCCGUUCUCGACAUCUUAAUCGAUUCCUGUUCCAAACCCAAAGAAGACACCAUCCCUAUAGCCAAUGGCGACGAAUCGUUUGGUGCUUACGGAUUCGUCACCAAAGACCCUGCAGAACUCCUAGUAAAGACCAUGCGCAAAAGUAUUGUUGUAGAGUUCUUCUUGUGUUUCUCGAUCAUCCGUAACACCUCCCGUAUCAUGGAUACGAAUGUCCCCCCUGGCGCCAUCACCUCCAUCAACGGCAUGAGGGUUCUCAGCAUGUUCUGGGUCAUCCUUGGGCAUACAUUCAUCUGGCAAUUGAUUGGUGGAUUAGAAUCUAACAUUGCGCUGAAGUUAGACAUCUUGCAGAGGUUUACGUUCCAGGCCCUAAUCAACGCGACCGUCUCCGUUGACUCCUUCUUCUUCCUCAGUGGGCUUCUCGUGGCUUACUUAUCGUUUCGUCAUAUGGAGAAGAAAGAUGGAAAACUGAACUUAUUUCAAUUCUACUUUCAUCGCUUCUGGAGGUUAACGCCAUCGUACAUGUUCGUGAUUCUGUUCUAUGACAAGAUGAUGGGGUUUCUGGGUGAUGGUCCAAUGUGGUACUUACAGCAGGAGCCCAAUACUCCCUGUAACAAGUACUGGUGGACAAACCUGCUCUAUAUCAACAAUUUCUACCCCACAAACUUUGGGUUAUCGUGUUUGGACUGGUCCUGGUACUUGGCCAAUGACAUGCAGUUCUACGUCAUCAGUCCCAUAAUCCUUAUUGCCACGGCUAGGUUCGGUAGGCGUGGUCUGCUGUUGACGCUUCUACCUCUACUGUUGGGGUCGUUUGUAGCCACCGCCGUCAUAAUCGGCCAUUAUCGACUGAAUGCCGGUUUAUUGGGAGGUGGCGAGAACGCUCCACAAGCAGAUGGUCCCAACUUCAUGUCCUACGUGUAUGUCAAACCGUACUGCCGGAUUGCGCCUUACCUUGUGGGGAUGGCUCUCGGCUACUUGUUUCACCGCCAUAAAGACGGGCCAGGCAAGGUCCCAAAGGGAUUUUACUUGGUUGGCUGGUGCAUGGCCUUCAUCAUGGCUGUCGCCCCUCUCUACGGCCCGUACAGCGAGUACCGCAAGAUCGACCCUAAGCCAUUCAACAGGACUGAAAAUGUAUUCUACGGCACUUUCUCCAGGUUUUCGUGGGCGUUGGCGCUCGCAUGGGUCAUAUUCUGCUGUCACACAGGCUACGGAGGCCUCGUGAAUAAGAUCCUUUCCGCUCGGUUCUGGAUCCCUCUCAGCCGCCUUACCUACAUGGCUUACCUGCUCCAUCCCAUAAUCCUGUUCGCGUACUUCGCGAGCUUUAAGACCUUGAUGUUCUACUCGGAUGUCAACGUGUCGUUCUAUUUCUUGGCUGCUCUCUGCGUCGCCUACCUAUGCGCGUUCAUUGUCUCCGUUACCAUAGAGAUGCCCAUGAUGCAGUUGGAAAAGAUCCUCUUCAAAACCGAUCGCAAGAAAGACUAGAUUAUUAGGUAGAGUGUACUAGUCUACUAGCAAACUUUCAUUUUUCGGUUUAUUUGGCAUGUUUUUUUUUCCUUCGAUAGUGAAAACCCGGCCUAGAUGAGCAAAUUGAAAAUAAGCC
Messenger RNA from Nematostella vectensis (starlet sea anemone), 2331 nucleotides. RefSeq names its product nose resistant to fluoxetine protein 6. The transcript is spliced from 15 exons. The coding region runs from base 93 to 2213 and encodes 706 amino acids. Gene Ontology annotation, molecular function: acyltransferase activity, transferring groups other than amino-acyl groups. The record is from RefSeq and is a predicted model, not a curated record. NCBI's taxonomy places the organism in Eukaryota, Metazoa, Cnidaria, Anthozoa, Actiniaria, Edwardsiidae.